GAGGCGGGGGCGGGGCUGCCGGGGGCGGUGCGCGGGAAGGGAACCCCAGGCUGCCUGGAGCGGCGGGAGCGAUCCGGAGGGGACCGUCGAGCUGGGGUUCGGCCCGUAGCCCGCCGCCUGCCCCACCCCGGUCACUGGGGGCAGCAUGAAGUGUCUGGUCACGGGCAGCAACGUGAAGGUGCUCGGCAAGGCCGUCCACUCCCUGUCCCGCAUCGGGGACGAACUCUACCUGGAGCCCCUGGAAGACGGGCUCUCCCUCCGGACCGUGAACUCCUCCCGCUCGGCCUACGCCUGCUUCCUCUUUGCCCCCCUCUUCUUCCAGCAGUACCAGGCGGCCACCCCUGGUCAGGACCAGCUGCGCUGUAAGAUCCUGAUGAAGUCCUUCCUGUCUGUCUUCCGCUCACUGGCAAUGCUGGAAAAGACUGUGGAGAAAUGCUGCAUUUCCCUGAAUGACAGGAACAGCCGCCUGGUAGUUCAGCUGCACUGCAAAUAUGGGGUGAGGAAGACUCACAACCUGUCCUUCCAGGACUGCGAGUCCCUGCAGGCCGUCUUCGACCCAGCCUUGUGUCCCCAUGUGCUCCGUGCCCCAGCCAGGGUCCUGGUGGAGGCUGUUCUGCCUUUCCCCCCCGCACUGGCUGAAGUGACGCUGGGCAUCGGCCGUGGGCGCAGGGUCAUCCUGCGUAGCUACCAAGAGGAGGCAGACAGCGCUGUCAAAGCCAUGGUGACGGAGAUGAGCAUCGGAGAGGAGGAUUUCCAGCAGUUGCAGGCCCAGGAAGGGGUAGCCAUCACUUUCUGCCUCAAGGAAUUCCGGGGGCUCCUGAGCUUCGCAGAGUCCGCCAACUUGUCCCUCAGCAUUCACUUCGAUGCCCCGGGCAGGCCAGCCAUCUUUGCCAUCGAGGACUCUCUGCUGGACGGCCACUUUGUCCUGGCCACACUCUCGGAGCCGGACUCGUACCCCCAGACCCUGCGUGCCCAAGAGGAGCUCCAGCGGCCAGAGCCCCGGCUUCAGGCUCACAGCACGCCCCACCUAGACCUGGAUGACUUUGCUGUCGAUGACAUGGACUCUUACAUGAUCGCCAUGGAAACCACCGUGGGCAGCGAGGGCUCCCGGGCACUGCCCUCCAUCUCCCUUUCACCUGGCCUCCAGCGCCCCUGUAGCUCCAGCCCCCACUCAGAGGAGGAAGAUGACAUGGAGCCCAGCACAGUGCCUGGGACUCCCCCGCCUAAGAAGUUCCGCUCGCUGUUCUUUGGCUCCAUCCUGGCCCCUGCACACUCUCCUCAGGGCCCCAGCCCUGUGCUGGCUGAAGACAGUGAGGGCGAAGGCUGAGCCGGAGAAGUCCGUGUUUGAGGACUGGGCCAGAUGAAGCCCCGCCCCACCCCUCUCCCAAGGCCAGCCAGGGCAGGUCUGCUCUCCUCCUUGGUGGGUGGUAGAGGUGCGCCCUGCUGGAGCUGAGCUGACUGGUCCUGCCACCUUCCCCAGGGCCUUGCCUGGGUCUUGUUGUUUCCCUUCAACCCCCAAUCAUUCAUUCAACCCUCAAUCUAU
Cervus elaphus (red deer) is the source of this 1543-nucleotide messenger RNA. RefSeq names its product RAD9 checkpoint clamp component A (gene RAD9A). Gene Ontology annotation, cellular component: checkpoint clamp complex. The record is from RefSeq and is a predicted model, not a curated record. Lineage: Eukaryota; Metazoa; Chordata; Mammalia; Artiodactyla; Cervidae. Bases 146 to 1327 code for a protein of 393 amino acids. The transcript is spliced from 11 exons. Gene Ontology annotation, biological process: mitotic intra-S DNA damage checkpoint signaling; cellular response to ionizing radiation; DNA replication checkpoint signaling.